AUGUACAACAGCAGCUCUAUUACUGAGUUCCUCCUCCUGGCAUUCGCAGACACACGGGAGCUGCAGCUCUUGCACUUCUGGCUCUUCCUGGGCAUCUACCUGGCUGCCCUCCUGGGCAAUGGACUCAUCAUCACCGCCAUAGCCUGGGACCACCGCCUCCACACCCCCAUGUACUUCUUCCUCCUCAACCUCUCCCUCUUUGAACUGGGCUCCAUCUCCACCACUGUCCCCAAAGCCAUGGCCAAUUCCCUCUGGGACACCAGUACCAUCUCCUAUGCAAGAUGUGCUGCCCAAGUCUUUUUCUUUCUCUUUUUGAUUGAAGGGGAAUAUUGUCUUCUCACAGUCAUGGCCUACGACCGCUACGUUGCCAUCUGCCAACCCCUGCACUACGGGACCCUCCUGGGCAGCAGAGCUUGUGCCCACAUGGCAGCAGCUGCCUGGGGCACUGGGUUUCUCACUGCUGUGCUGCACACGGCCAAUACAUUUUCACUGCCACUCUGCCAGGGCAAUGUCAUGGACCAGUUCUUCUGUGAAAUCCCUCAGAUCCUAAAACUCUCCUGUGCAGCUACCUACCUCAGGGAGGUUGGGCUUAUUGUGGUUACUGCCUCUUCAGCAUUAGUGUGUUUUGUUUUCAUUGUUGUGUCCUAUGUGCAGAUCUUCAGGGCUGUGCUGAGGAUCCCCUCUGAGCAGGGACGGUACAAAGCCUUUUCCACAUGCAUUCCUCACCUGUCUGUGGUCUUCCUCUUUCUCAGUACUUGCAUGUUUGCCUACCUGAAACCUCCCUCCAGCUCCUCCCCAUCUUUGGACCUGGUAAUGGCAGUUCUGUACUCGGUGGUGCCUCCAGCAGUGAACCCCCUCAUCUACAGCAUGAGGAACCAGGAGCUCAAGGAUUCUCUCUUGAAAGUCUUAACUCGAUGUUUUUAA
Molecule: messenger RNA, 924 nt
Organism: Eurypyga helias (sunbittern)
Lineage: Eukaryota; Metazoa; Chordata; Aves; Eurypygiformes; Eurypygidae
Product: olfactory receptor 14J1
Exons: 1
Coding region: 1-924 (307 amino acids)
Biological process (GO): G protein-coupled receptor signaling pathway
Cellular component (GO): membrane
Molecular function (GO): olfactory receptor activity; G protein-coupled receptor activity
Source: RefSeq, a predicted model, not a curated record